AUGUUUUGAAACUUAAAGGAUUUGAGGUUAAAAGGUUUUAACUACAAGCAUCUUAAAUUUGGAAGAACUUUGUCAACUAAUAUGAUUUAAAUGAACAAGUUUACACUUUUCCUCUCUGUGCGAUGAAUUUUCUAAAACGGUCAAAGCGUGUAGUUCCACUUUCGCCACUUCAAAUUUUUCACAGACUAAGGAGCCAAUCUUCUGCGGAAUACUGCCUCAAUUUGGUAAAAAGUCAAGAUUAUGAAAACUUUUUAUGCUCAAUACUUCUUCGGAAUAAUGUCCGGGCGAUAGCUUUCGCUGUGCGUGGGUUUAACAUUGAAGUAUCUAAAGUGGCAGAUAAAGUAUCUCAGGAAAGUAUCGGAUUAAUGAGACUGAAAUUCUGGGAGGAAACUUUGAAUAAAUGCUUUCUGAUGGAUUUAAAACAAGUUCCUAAGCAUCCCGUGGCAAUUGAGUUAUAUAAGGCUUUAACAAAAGCCAAAUUAAGUAAGAGGUAUUUUAAUAAUCUCAUAAGCUCCAGGAGAGAAUUUAUGCGAUUAAAUGGCUUUAAAGACAUGCAACACAUGGAGAGUUACUCUGAACAGUCAGUCUCAAAUGCUUAUUAUUUGAUUUUGGAAGGGGCUGGGCUCAAGAAUUUACAUGCAGAUCAUGCAGCAUCCCAUCUCGGGAAGGCGCAAGGCAUUGCUCAACAAAUUAGAAGUAUACCCCAUAGUAAAAGGUUAAACUUUCUUCCAAUUCCUCAAGAUUUGUUGUUAAGAAAUAAAAUUAGUCAAGAACAGAUCAUUAGAGGAAGAAACUCUGAACAUUUGCGAGAGUGUGUAUAUGAAAUUGCCAGCAGAGCUCACCAACAUUUGACAAAAGCGAGGAAUCUCUUGGAAACUGUCCCUUUAGAGGCUAGGCCUUCAUUAUUGCCUGCAGUACCUGUUGGUAUUUAUUUGAAUAGGUUACAAAAAGUUAAUUAUAACGUUUUUGAUAUAGGAUUACAACAGAGACCAUGGAAAAUAUUUCCGUUAUUAUUUAUAGCGAAUUUUCUUUCGACUAACCAAAAAACUCAAGGUCGUCGAUCUAUGACUACACAGUGCUAGGUUAUGUAAAAAUUACACAACUGCAAAACAAAAUUCAUAGUAGAUCAACAAAAUGCCUCCCAGGCCCAAAAUCCAACACCAUGAUGUGAGCCCGUUUCUUCAAAAUCUUAGAGAGAUCCUGUUAGGCAGAAAACACACCAAA
Molecule: messenger RNA, 1224 nt
Organism: Cylas formicarius (sweet potato weevil)
Lineage: Eukaryota; Metazoa; Arthropoda; Insecta; Coleoptera; Brentidae
Gene: sicily
Product: NADH dehydrogenase (ubiquinone) complex I, assembly factor 6
Exons: 5
Coding region: 123-1082 (319 amino acids)
Biological process (GO): mitochondrial respiratory chain complex I assembly; biosynthetic process
Cellular component (GO): mitochondrion
Source: RefSeq, a predicted model, not a curated record